Molecule: messenger RNA, 1035 nt
Organism: Acytostelium subglobosum LB1
Lineage: Eukaryota; Evosea; Eumycetozoa; Acytosteliales; Acytosteliaceae
Exons: 2
Coding region: 1-1035 (344 amino acids)
Biological process (GO): adenylate cyclase-activating G protein-coupled receptor signaling pathway; cell surface receptor signaling pathway
Cellular component (GO): plasma membrane
Molecular function (GO): G protein-coupled receptor activity; cAMP binding
Source: RefSeq, a predicted model, not a curated record
AUGGACCCUGUUGUGGGAUCUUCAUCAGGAUCAUCAUCAGGGUCUGAUGGUUGCACUUUGUCACAGGAUCAGAUUACAGCAGCUGGUGCUGUUAACCUGGCAGCAAGUUGUCUGUCUAUAUUGGGCUCGUCAGCCAUCAUCAUCAACUAUUUCUUUUUCCUCAGAGAGACCAAGCGACAACAGGUGCUGUAUCAGAUGGUCCUAUCACUCUCAAUCGCCGACUUCUUUGGCUCAAUAGCCAUCUGUAUAUCACAAUCUGUAGUAUUGUCAAGCAUCUUUCAAGGAAUAGUAUUCUGUGUAACAAUUAGAGCAUUCAUCAACUUUUUCUUCCUGGCCAGCUUUAUGUGGAUGUGCUGCAUUGCUUUCCAUGCGUUCUGGAGCUCGCGACAACGUAGUCAGGUACCUUUACCUGUCUUUCACAUUGUGUCUUGGACCGUGCCAGCAGUAAUGACGACAAUCAUGCUAGGCAAGCACAUGAUCGUCGAGGAACACAACACUGGCUACUGCCAUCCGACACCACAGGCACGCUGGGCCUUCUGGUAUGGCCCAAUGUUCUUCACAUUCGCUUGGAACAUCAUACUGUAUGGCCUGAUCCUUUGGCGCUACCGUCAGGCAGUGCGACCAUUUGUCGCCUCGCCAAAUGGCUCGCGCAACGUUCAAGACACCACAUUGAACAACUCAUUCAGCCAGGGCUCGUACGGCCCCGCCUCUGAGCGCUUUGUUAACGAGCGCAAACGCAAGCUGCAUUCAAAGGUGGCGCGCCAGCUGGGCAUAUACCUGCUGGCGUUUCUAAUCUGCUGGCUGCCGGACCUUGUCGACAGCUUUGUUUCGACGCCUGCCAAGUACUGCGACCUGUACUGGCUGUGGAUCCUGCAGAACUUCACCACACCACUGCAAGGCUUCCUCAACUUUAUAGUUUAUGGUGUGUCCAGUCGGAUGUUCCUUAGGUGUUGUCGAUCCGAACCGUUGGACAUUCGAUCAAUACACGAGAACAGGUCACAAAAGAUUAGUAUACUACGUGGAAUAGUAGACUAG